AUGUUGAUUCUUUCUUAUUCUAAUAAUCUUUGUAACGAAAAGGAAAAUGGAGAUCCUCGUCGAAUGUAUCGACUAAUUGAAUUUAUUCGUACAUUGAUGCACAAUCAAACAAAAACUAAUACAUUGACUGAAACAUCACGCUGGUGUCUUAUACAGCAAUUGCAUAUUUUUCAAUGGAGAAUUCCAUCGAUUUGGAAUGCUAUUAGUGAACAUGCCAAAGAUCUUCUCGAUCAUAAUUUCAAAAAUGUACGAGAUCGAGUUGCUAAUGUGUUAUCAAUAUCGCUCAGCUUCGAUAUGACAUUAUUCAAUGGAAAAUCAACACGUCAAUUGAAUGUCGAUCAUUUCAUCGAUGCUAUACGUGAACGAUUGCAAGGAGCUAUUGAAAUUUAUGAAAAGGCUCCUUUGAUGAAUAUUUCCGAUAAAGUCAUUGAAAUCGAUAUCGAAGCUCGCAAAGCAUUAAACUUCAUUGAAACAGGUAGAAUUAUAAUAUCAUUUUGUUUUUUUUACUAA
Molecule: messenger RNA, 510 nt
Organism: Rotaria sp. Silwood2
Lineage: Eukaryota; Metazoa; Rotifera; Eurotatoria; Philodinida; Philodinidae
Source: the annotation of a GenBank genome assembly